This is a messenger RNA of Peromyscus eremicus (cactus mouse), 1334 nucleotides long. It is a transcript of the gene Tbc1d7, whose product is annotated as TBC1 domain family member 7. Gene Ontology annotation, molecular function: GTPase activator activity. The record is from RefSeq and is a predicted model, not a curated record. The coding region runs from base 302 to 1183 and encodes 293 amino acids. Lineage: Eukaryota; Metazoa; Chordata; Mammalia; Rodentia; Cricetidae. Gene Ontology annotation, biological process: negative regulation of TOR signaling; activation of GTPase activity. The transcript is spliced from 9 exons.
GCUGUCCCCGAGAAGUCCGGAGUGGGUGUCCCGCGGCAUCGCUCCCCUCGCUCGCUCCGCCCCGGCGCUUGUGGUUCCGCCUGUCCGCCUGUGGCUCAGCGCGCCGGGCCUGCUCUCCGCUGCCUCCCCAGAUCUCUUAGUCUGAACCCCGGUGUGUUUGCGUACAGAGUAUCAUGAAGACUGUUCUGGAGGAAGGAUGGGCCUCUGAGAUGAUUUGAAUGCUCAUGCUGGGUUUUACCUCGGCUUUCUGCCUUCCAUUGACUGUGGCACACUAAAAAAAAACUCCCUCUAAGAAUGAAAUAUGACUGAUGAUUCUCAGAGAAACUUUCGAUCAGUCUACUAUGAGAAAGUUGGGUUUCGUGGAGUUGAAGAAAAGAAAUCACUGGAAAUCCUCCUGAAAGAUGACCCUUUGGACAUUGAGAAGCUUUGCACCUUUAGCCAGAGGUUCCCUCUCCCAUCCAUGUACCGCGCAUUGGUCUGGAAGGUGCUUCUAGGGAUCUUGCCUCCACACCAUGACUCUCAUGCCCAGGUGAUGGCCUAUCGCAAAGAUCAGUACUCUGAUGUCCUUCAUGCCCUGAGAGUAGUUCGCUUCAUCAGUGAUGCCACCCCCCAGGUGGAAGUGUAUCUUCGCAUGUAUCAGCUUGAGUCUGGGAAGUUGCCUCGAAGUCCCUCUUUUCCGCUGGAGCCGGAGGAUGAAGUCUUUCUGGCCAUCGCUAAAGCCAUGGAAGAGAUGGUGGAGGAUAGUGUCGACUGUUACUGGAUCACCCGAUGCUUUGUGAAGCAGUUAAACAGCAAGUUCCGGGACUCUUUGCCUCAGCUGCCCAAGGCCUUUGAGCAGUACUUGAAUCUGGAAGAUAGUAGGCUGCUGAGUCACCUGAAGACGUGUGCUGCAGUGUCCAAACUUCCUUAUGAUCUCUGGUUCAAAAGGUGCUUUGCGGGAUGCCUGCCUGAGUCCAGUUUGCAGAGGGUCUGGGAUAAAGUUGUAAGUGGAUCCUGUAAGAUCCUAGUAUUUGUAGCAGUAGAAAUAUUAUUAACCUUUAAAAUAAAAGUCAUGGCAUUGAACAGUGCGGAGAAGAUCACCAAGUUCCUGGAAAACAUUCCUCAGGACAGCUCAGACGCUAUUGUGAGCAAGGCCAUCGACUUGUGGCACAAACACUGUGGGACCCCAGUCCAUUCAGCCUGACAGCUUGCGACGUUGUGGACAGUCUGCAGACCCCCCCUGAGCACAUUGUCCAUGUCACUUGGUCUACUAACUGUUUAGAAAUGGUAAUCUUGCUGUGGUGCUCAAAAUGUAACACCCCCAUCCCCUACUUAGUAAAGUAAUUUAAUCACAA